Phytophthora sojae is the source of this 375-nucleotide messenger RNA. RefSeq lists its product as hypothetical. The coding region runs from base 1 to 375 and encodes 124 amino acids. The transcript is spliced from 2 exons. NCBI's taxonomy places the organism in Eukaryota, Oomycota, Peronosporomycetes, Peronosporales, Peronosporaceae. The record is from RefSeq and is a predicted model, not a curated record.
AUGCGCCAGUCCGUACACCCAAUGGAAGCAAACGCAGACGGCGACAAGCGACGCAAGCUCGGCAUGGAAGACGAUGACUGGCAGGACUUAGCGACGGAGAACUCGUCCGAAAGCGUGAAUGGCACCUCCGACCCCAAUGCUCAUGAAUUUGAAGAUGACGACAUCGAAGGAGCAGCAGAAGUUCUUCACGCAGCUCCUCAGACUGGAGGCAACGAGUAUACUGUCACCAAGACCGGUAGGCAGCUCACAUUCGCGGACGAGACCGGCGGCGCACUAGUGGAAAUGAACUACUCUAAUCGAACACACUACAGCAAGCAGGCAGGUCCGGGCACGGUUCAAGGAGUUCCCAAGGGUGGUUGCUGCGUAAUCCAGUAA